Culex pipiens pallens (northern house mosquito) is the source of this 1409-nucleotide messenger RNA. Its product is annotated as zinc carboxypeptidase A 1-like. Gene Ontology annotation, biological process: proteolysis. The transcript has a single exon. The record is from RefSeq and is a predicted model, not a curated record. Gene Ontology annotation, molecular function: metallocarboxypeptidase activity; zinc ion binding. The coding region runs from base 31 to 1308 and encodes 425 amino acids. Lineage: Eukaryota; Metazoa; Arthropoda; Insecta; Diptera; Culicidae.
AAGUCAGUGUCGAACGAACAGUGCUCCAAAAUGGCAUCCCAACUAGCUUUCGGUCUUCUGCUAGCAUCACUACUCUGCUUCACAGCCAUCGAAGCUGCCGGAGAGGUCGCUCGAUACGACAACUAUCGGGUAUACCGAGUGACAACCGGAUCGGUGGACCAGCUUAAGGUUUUGAACGAGCUCAGGGAUUCCAGCGAUAGCUACAUCUUCCUGGAGAGUGGCCGCAAAGUGGGUGACCAUUCGGACAUUGUGGUGGCCCCUCACAAGCUUGCAGACUUUGCUGAAGUGUUGAAGAGUGAAGGGAUCAGCUUUCGGGUGCUCCAGAAGAACUUGCAGCGAUCGAUCGAUAUGGAAAAGAGUCGCAUGAGAUCGAGAAGGAGCGGUGGAUCUUUCGGUUGGGACGAGUUCUAUGGACUGGAGGAUAUCUACGACUGGUUGGAUAAGGUGGCUACACAGCACGAGCAGGUUGAGCUGAUCGAGGGAGGACACUCGUAUGAGAACCGCUCGAUCAAGGGUGUUAAAGUGUCGUACAAAUCUGGGAAUCCGGGAGUGUUCCUCGAGGGAGGAAUCCAUGCACGUGAGUGGAUCUCUCCAGCGACGGUGACCUACAUCCUGAACGAGCUGCUGACCAGUCAAGAUCCUGCUGUACGAAACAUCGCCGAGAACUACGACUGGUAUGUUUUUCCGAAUGCCAAUCCUGAUGGCUACGUCUACACUCAUGAGAAGGAUCGUAUGUGGCGUAAGACGCGUACGCCUUACUCCGGAGGAUGCUUCGGUGCUGAUCCGAACCGUAACUGGGGCUUCCACUGGGCUGAACAGGGAACAUCAAACCGUUGUUCGUCAGAGACCUAUGGUGGACCGAGCGCGUUCUCGGAAGUCGAGACCAAGACCCUGUCCAGCUACAUCGCUUCGCUCAAGGGAAAAAUCCAGGCCUACAUCGGAUUCCACUCGUACUCCCAGCUUUUGCUGUACCCGUACGGACACACUGGAGAGCACACGCCAAACCACGAUGACCUGACCGAGAUCGCUGAAGCUACCAUAACCUCGUUGGCCAAGCGAUAUGGAACCCACUACACGUACGGAAACGUCUACGAUGCCAUCUACCCUGCAAGUGGGUCCAGCGUGGACUGGGCAUACGGAACGCAGGACGUCAAAAUCGCAUACACCUACGAACUUCGACCCAGCGAUGACAGUUGGGAUGGAUUCGUGCUGCCACCGAGCCAGAUCAUUCCAACCGGAGAGGAAACGCUGGACUCGUUGGUGACACUGCUGGAGGAAACGGCCAAGCGGGGGUACUUCCAGAACUAGACUAGAGCUCGUGUGAUUCGUGCACUCGAAACGCUAUGACGGCAUCAUUGUGGUAGAAGAGAAUUGACGAGCAAUAAAGUUUGAAGUGGUUUUCUAAAUAA